UAAGCGCCUCCGGGAGCCCCGGGGCAGCGGAGUCCGUGCCGGGAAGCCGGGAGGGCUAGCAGGCAGGCCAGCUUAGGUGCCGGCCCAGUGACAUCCACAGAAGAUAAACCAGGCCGGCGAUGGUGCGUCCGGGCGCUCACGUGUGUCGAGACCCACCGGCUCGUCUAUUUGCGGUGUGAGCACCUGUCGUGUGGCGGCUCCGGGCGUGGCUGCUCGUCGGGCGGGCAGUUCCUGUGAGAUUUAUCCCUAGGGGCCUGCCUUCCCCGGCUCCAGAGGGGAACCUAAGAAGUUUAACCGAGCCGGGUUUGAGCAGAUUAAGGGAGUGAAACAGCGGCUGGGCCGGGGAGGGUGGGGACUGCGGGUGCUGAGGGGGUGGGAACCACCUAUUUGUCCCGUCUCCCAGGCAGAAAAGGCCUUUUGGCAAGACUGGCGUGACAAAGGUGGCCCUGAAAUGCCUAGAGCCUGGGCAAUGAUGAUCACUGAGUGAGUGGCACUGGGCUGACCCUAGGCAGUUUGUUGAGUAGCAGACAGGGAUGCUAGCGGUGCGGAAGGCGAGGAGCAAACUCAGGAUGGGGACCAUCUGCUCCCCCAACCCCAGCGGGACAAAGACAUCAUCGGAGGUCUGCAAUGCCGACUGGAUGGGCUCGCUCCCCCCUCACCUCCACAACGUCCCGCUUUCCAAUCUGGCAAUCCCAGGCUCCCAUGACUCAUUCAGCUACUGGGUGGAUGAAAAGUCCCCAGUGGGGCCUGACCAGACCCCAGCUAUCAAACGCCUCGCCAGGAUCUCCUUGGUAAAGAAGCUAAUGAAGAAGUGGUCUGUGACUCAGAACCUGACAUUCCGGGAACAGCUGGAAGCUGGGAUCCGCUACUUCGAUCUGCGUGUGUCUUCCAAGCCUGGGGAUGCCGACCAGGAGCUCUACUUCAUUCACGGGCUCUUUGGCAUCAAGGUCUGGGACGGGCUGAUGGAGAUUGACUCUUUUCUUACGCAGCACCCCAGAGAGAUUGUCUUCCUGGAUUUCAACCACUUCUACGCCAUGGAGGAGGCCCAUCACAAACGCCUGGUUCUCCGGAUCCAGGAGGCCUUUGGAAGCAAGCUGGGCUCAGUCUGCAGUGUGGAGAGUAUGAGGCUGCAAACCCUGUGGGAGAAGAAGUGCCAGGUUCUUAUUUUCUAUCACUGUCCAUUCUACAAGCAAUACCCCUUCCUGUGGCCCGGAAAGAAGAUUCCAGCGCCCUGGGCAAACACGACAAGUGUGAGCAAGCUAAUCCUCUUCCUGGAGACCACUCUGAGUGAGCGGGCCCCUCGCGGCUCCUUCCACGUCUCUCAAGCCAUUCUCACCCCCAGAGUGAAGACCAUCGCCCGAGGCCUGGUUGGUGGCCUCAAGAACACUCUGGUUCACAGGAAUCUUCCUGCCAUCCUGGACUGGGUGAAAACUCAGAAGCCUGGAGCCAUGGGGGUCAACAUCAUCACAUCUGACUUCGUGGACCUGGUGGACUUUGCCACAACUGUCAUUGAAUUGAAUGACCUCCUGCAGGAGGAUAGAGCUUUGGCGAAAUGCUGAUUUAAUUUUUUAUUUAACUUAAUGUUGAGUUUGUUGAUCCAGGCUAGAGUUCUGAAGGAUUUCCUGUUAAGGUGGCCCCUGGGCAGUAAUGGUAAAAUGAGUAAGAGGAGGAGGGCAUUUUCUUUUCCCUCCUGACAGGGCCAUUUGGAUAAAAUUACAGGGCUUUUAAUUGCAUUUUUCCCAAAUGAGACUUUUAAAGAACUCAAGUCCAAGGGAAGAAAGCAUGUUUCACGUGAUCAGGGUCAGGAUCUCCCCAAUGGCUUAUGAUGUUAAAUGCAAUAUGGAAAUGGAGUCUCUACGUUCCAUUGGGGAAUUGAGUGUCCCCUAAUUGGCCCAGUUCCCUGUUGUCUUCCGGGAUGUUGUGUUUGAGCCAGUGAGAAGGUGGGAUCAGAAAGGCGUUCCUCGUCAAAAGAGUGGCUCAUUGCAGCUGUGGACUGCCCUGUGGGUGGCUCUAACAUCAGCCUGGGCUUCGAGGGGAGAAAAGGCCAAGCACCAAUUCUCUCUAUGUGUGUUGAAUGUCACCACUUCUUCCCUGAGAGAGUAAGACUUAUUUGUCACCAAGGUAUUUCAGCCACAAGCUGUUGUUGCUUAGAUUGUGCCUGGUAACUGGUCACCUUCAUUCUUUAGAUAACCAGUGCAUACUGCCCUUGGUAUCAGAAAUGUAUUUCUCAGUUUUAAAACAUUGAUUCCUUUCUAUUUCUUUUGGCCCCUUCUUAAAAGUGAAAGGAACAAUGAUGGGACAUCUUUUCGGUGUGGGGCCCAACAAGAGAUAGAUAUGCAUGUUUGUUGCUUGCCAGAUUCUUUGAUCUAAUUUUGUAGCUUUUUCCAAAAUGGCUACCAGGUGGGCGCCUGCAUCAUUUUGGCAAAGUCCUUUCUGGAGUGGGAUCUUCAAGCCAGAUCUUGGCACUGCAUUUUGUUGUUGUCUGCCUAGGACUCAGGUUUGCACCGUGGGACACAACACUGAUGGAAGGCACCUUGUCCGUGACUCCGUGGAGGCAGAUGCAGGAUGCGUGGGGAAGUGCAAUGGAUUUAAGGAGGGAGCUCCAAGUGGCUUUGGAGCCAUUCUGUAACUCCUUGAAAACAAGACUACCUCGGGGACAUUUAGGAUGACUUGUGUGUCAUCAAGUGAGAAAUACCCAGUGUUGGAACAUUUCCAGUUCAUGUCUUGAUUGUUCUACUUUCUGCAGGUUGUUCUGAGCCUACUAACUACCACUGUAUGAGGGCUUUGAAACUCAAGAGAGGAUUUUUCUUUUAACUGAUAAGAGGUGGUUAUCUAUAAAGAGCCCUCUUGUGUUUCAUUUUAUUUAUUUAUUUAUUAUUUAUUUAUUUAUUUAUAGAUUAAUUAUCCUCAGUGCUUCUUACCCUAAGAGCACUCACAAAGGAGCUUCCUGAACUUUUCUCACCCAGGCCAGAUGCUGCCAUGGUCUUCCUCCCCUCAACAGGACCACACAUCUCAGGACCAUGAGUGACCUCUGACUGCUGUAGACGUCCUGGCUCCCCCAGUCAUGCCCAAGACAGUGUUCAUGUGUGGAUGUCAGUGUCCAGAUCUGAGAGGCCACUACCAAGUCAUGCACUAGAGCAGAAGAUGAAAUGGGUCAUGAAGAACUCUCAGUUCUUGAGGAAGACCCUCCAGAAGAAGGCUGAAAAGGAAGGAGCUGGAGAACAAACUGGGCAUGGGAGUGUGUGCACUUCGAUCGAUGCUCCUCAGAACUGUCUGAGAAUCUCCAAGAAAGUGUCAGCUUCUGGAUUCUUAAGGAAGAAAGAUAAACACGGAAUCCUGGAUGGAUGUGUGCAUUUAUAAAGAUCAUGGGACCCCGCAGCAGCUGCCCGUUCCUAUUCUUGGAUGCUCGUAGCUGGAUUUCGCAUGUUGCUGCAGUAAGUGGUAUACUAGGUGAGCUACUAAAAGCACAUGCACACCCCCAACUCUUGGUCUUUCAGCCUUUCCUCUCUGUAGGGUGAUUUAAGCCCUGAGCUUUUGCUUUCACAGCUUGAGGAGGUCACAACACAAAUGCCUCUGGGAGAAUCUGGUUUAACUUUUCCUUUUCUUGCAUUUGAACCCCUCAACAAAGAGGAUUCUAGGAUUUUAUUGUCAACUGCUUUAGGGCCUUCUCUGGAAAGGAGUAAGAGCGUGAGUGCACUCACUUUCUCAAUUUUCCUUCAGUCCUGAUAUUAAACUCCAGUGACAAGCUCUGAAGUCCCUGGCCCACCCUCAGGGUUUUAUUUGUGUUGUUAUUAUUUCAUUUUGGUCUUGUUUUUAAUUCUUGGUCAAUUGCUAGGGCCUAGAUCAUUUCCUCUCUUUUAACCCUUUGUUACUUGGCAAAGAGAUAAGGAGGCAAGAGGAGACUUACUUUGCUCUGUUUUAUUUGAGCCUCAGCUUUGUCCAGGUGCUUGGUGCUAUGAGGCCAGGCGUGUUGACAGGUAUCUACCUGGGAUGCCAAUGACACCCAAGGGCUGCUGACUGUUCAGUGAAAUGUUUACUUGAUUUCCUCCUUUAGUUGUAAAAUAUAUAGUUGCACUUCACUUGGGUUGUAACAUUUAAGUGCAUCUCAGUGUUUGCAUGAUAAGAGAAAAGUCAUCAAGCAUGACACAAAAGCACAGAAAAUGAGACAAGGUCACGUACAUGGAGUCCUGCUCUGCGUGGCGAGUGCAGGCCUCACUUCUUCAUGCUGCUUUGGGUUGCCAGCCUGGCUUCCAUUUUGAAAUUCUGCACUGGAGUUCUGGGAGGUAGGAGGAGGAUUAUUUACAAUUCACCCUUGAUAAACACCCUUGAAUUGACAGAAUCUCUGCCCUAAGAACGAGUUGCUCAACAUCUUGUAAAGAAUGCUCCUGCUCCUAAGGCCAAGAAGGAGAGCUCAACGGUGGGACAGAGGGAAAAUAGACUUUAGGUCCAUGGCUCAUUCUGCAACUGCCAACAAUAAAUAUGGUGACCCAACUACAUCGCUUAUUCUCACAAGUUCUGGGGACCUUUCCGAUUGAACAAGGCUCUCAUAUUUUCUCAGAAUUAACUUUACAAUUAGCUGUAAAGCUACUUGAUUGAGCCAAAGAGGACUUUAGUUUCACAGGAUUUGGGGCCAUAUUUAUUCUGAAACGUAGACUGGUUUUUCAUGAGCUCUCUGGACCGUUUCCCACAUAGCCACAUUUCCAUGGCUUUGUGGCAAAGGGGACCAUCACAGAUUUCAGUUAGAUUAGAGCAGUGUUUAAAGGCUUGAACUUUGAGCCUAUUGGAAGUACCACUGUGGUUUCAUGGGUCCAGAAUAUAUUCUUAGGAUUGGGGAGAGAGGUCAAGAUGGAAUUGAUGGAAGGGAAUGAUAUAUUAUUGAGGAUUAAAUUUUAAAUUAAUAGCAGAUCUAAGAGGGUUAUACUAAAAAACAUUAUAUAUUUGCUGUAUUAGACUGUCUAGUAAUUAAGUUUAUUUUCCUUAGCACUGAGUCCAGACCCCUGAAUUCUUGAGAACAGUUAAGCCACAGUCCAAACCCAGGAUUUUAUAUAAACUCAAAGAAAAGCACAAGAUCUGAGCCCAGAUCAUGACUGAUCUUAAGAAUCCUAUUUCUUCUUCUGUGACCUCGUAUUCACAUCAAAAACUUGAUGUUUCUGUUCGAGAAGACAGUGUAGUGGAGCAUUCUGGAAUUAAAUGCAGUUUUGUGUUGUGUCAGGAUUUUCUAUUUCUAUUUUUCUGAAUAUUACCGUAAUAAAAUUCUCCCCAAAGAGACAUUAUUAAAACCCAGCUAGAAGGCUUAGUGCUCAGCUAAAGGUGGGGAAAAAGAAGAAAUUAAGACUGAAAUGAAACUGCCUCUUUUCCUGGGAAGCAAAGGGGCUACCCAAAUUCAGGCCAUCUUACAGAAUUAGCUCAUGCCACAGUUGAAGUUUUUGUAAUGUUCUUUAUUGGCUGACUGCAGAUUUUUACUGUUGGGUUCUGGGAAACAGAGCGGGCUAAUGAGUGAGGCACAGCCAUGAGAGUCCCCUCCCGUGGCUGAGCAAGUAAGUGAUCCUGUGCUGAGUUUGCCUUGGCUCUUUCAUCUGGAAUAAAGAUGCUGUCUGCUACUUUCGCACUCUUUUGCAAACCUUGGUUGACUAACUCUUCAAAGUAUCAGGUCCCUAAUGAUUAGGUUCAAUGCCGUAUACUCAGGGCCUGUACAGUUGUGGUAAUUCUUCCUUGUGUGGCAUGUGUAGAGAAAUGCUACUUGGGCUUAUUUCUCAAAAGUGUGGCGUGGGAUGACAGAACUUGUCCAACAGUGGCGCCUUCAGUAAUCCAGAUAAUGAGUAGGGCUGAAAGAAAUCUGCUUACAUGUACAUGAGUUCCUGAGAGGUGGGCUUUCCCAAAUACCUGCUAAAUAGUCAUGUUAUGCCAAAAGGAAAGGAAGAGAGAUUGAUAACAUCAAAUGUCCAGAAGGACAGGAAGUUUGUUCUGUGUGGCGUAGAACUUGCUUGUCCCUCUAAAUCCCACUGACUUUCCAGUACAUCUUGCCCCUGUGCCUCAGGCUGCUCCCUAGUUCUUGCCAUCAUAGCUUUGUCACUCACAAAUGUGGCCUUGGGAUACACAGGAGUGAGCUGAUUGAGUGAUAAGUGACGUACCCGGAAACUUCACACUUAAUUCCAAAUUCUUUACUUCCCCCAAGAGACCCACUAUCUCCUGAUCCUCUGGCUUCUCCAGUUUCCUUCUAGAAAUAGUGACACUAAUGGCACUCUAUCAUUGAAUUGACCCUAACUCAGAAGAAUACAGUACAAAACCCUAUUGAUGUUGUUGAACUAGCACAGUCUUAGAUACUAUAAAAAUAUUCUAAGAUAACUUUUUUUGUUUUGUUUUGUCUUUUUCAGGAAGAUUGGCCCUGAGCUAACAUCUGUUGCCAAUCUUCCUCCUUUUUGCCUUUUUUUCUCCCCAAAGCUCCAGUAGAUAGUUGUAUGUCAUAGUUGUACAUCCUUCUAGUUGCUCUAUGUAGGACGCAACCCUAGCAUGGCUUGAUGAGUGGUGGUCCGCGCCCAGGAUCCAAACCAGCAAACUGCGGGCUGCCGAAGCGGAGCACCCGAACUUAACCGCUACGCCACCUCGUUAGCCCCUAAGAUAACACUUUCUAUCUUGCAGUUAAUAUAGUGUUCUAGUUUUUUCUCCAACAAAACUUGUUCUUAGGACUGUUCAAACUUGUUUCUAAGCCACAUAGUUGGGAUAAAAUAUUUUCCUUCUCUUUACUGGAAAUUCAAUCCCACAGUCUAUGAAGGCAGCCCCAUCAAUAGUCUAGAGGCAUUUUCCAUCUCAUUCCUUCUCAUCUCCUUCACACAAUACCACUUCCUCCUCUUGUGUCUUGGCCAUCCUCUGUCAUCUGCUGAUUAUUAUUAAUCACAGGAUGCUGGCAAAACUUACAAUAAAAGGCACAUACGUUCACUGAUGUCCAAACAUACUCUCAUCACUGUGGUUUUUGCUCCUUACUCAUCUCAAAUGCAUUAUUCUGCCCGUCCCCCUUGCCCCCCAGCCCUCACUACCACCCAAUCACUAGAACUGUGUCUGAGAGUUUCCCGGAACCCGGGGCCAGUAUUUCAUUCAAAUAGCAGGGGCUUGCUCACAAGCUUCGAGCCUAAUGAGAAGCACAGCACUUUUAAAAGUUAAGUAGGCCUUCGGUAUCUUUGUACAUUUGCAGUUUUACACUUGCUAUUAGUUUAUAGCACUAAUAACACUAUGGUCAUGGACCUGUAAUAUCAAUAUGAUAAAUCUUAGAACAUAUUCUGGAGACAGUGGUACCUUGCUGCUAUUAUAUGUACUAAUUGACACCCCAAUAUUAAUAAGUAUUACAUACAGAUUUUGUAUGCAUUGUUUGUAUUGUGUAUAUGCCAACUGUAAUACUUAACCUCACUGAUCAGAAUUAGAAAAUACAGAGAUUGUCACAGUGAAAAUAAGUCUUGUUCAAUUCAGAUGAUAUGUUAAUCUGAUAAAUACGCUAUUAGAUUUUAUAUUUUGUCCUCUGUGCUUGUUUUAUAUUACAGUGCAUGUUAUUUGCUAAGUAAAAAAAUAAUAAUAAACUAUACCACUUUAAAGGUUAGAAUUAAAAUUUUGCAUAUACGCUGGUUGGUACUCUGAAAUGUAUCUUGUGGCUUAACUAUCUUGUUCACACACAUUUCACUUGGCUUUUUUUCCCCCUGGGAAAUAAUUGUUCAAAUAUCUCUCUCUCCUUCUUUCUUGUAACCUGGAUUAAAUUGUUUAAUUCAACCUAAAACAUUGUAAUGCCAGAUUACCUCAUUUUAACUGUGAAAAAAGUUUAAUAGAUAUGAUAACAUGAUGUCUUUUCUUGUAUUUGAUUUGAACUACCUAAAUAGGCUUAAACCUAAUAAUAAAUAUAAACCUUCAGCAGGUACCUUUCCUUUGUUUGUAUGCACAUUUUAUU
Molecule: messenger RNA, 7930 nt
Organism: Diceros bicornis minor
Lineage: Eukaryota; Metazoa; Chordata; Mammalia; Perissodactyla; Rhinocerotidae
Gene: PLCXD2
Product: phosphatidylinositol specific phospholipase C X domain containing 2
Exons: 4
Coding region: 534-1559 (341 amino acids)
Biological process (GO): lipid metabolic process
Molecular function (GO): phosphoric diester hydrolase activity
Source: RefSeq, a predicted model, not a curated record